Molecule: messenger RNA, 558 nt
Organism: Ostertagia ostertagi
Lineage: Eukaryota; Metazoa; Nematoda; Chromadorea; Rhabditida; Trichostrongylidae
Source: the annotation of a GenBank genome assembly
AUGUUGUCGUUUUUGGACGAUAAAGAGUCUAAACGGCUCGCUAGCGAACAUCCAAUAUUCGACAUCGCGGCUCUCCAAAGAGACCAUGGGCUGGAUCUAGUGAAAAGUGAGCUCCAACAUAUUCAUUAUGAUGGCAGUAACCAAAGUGCUGCGUCCAGUGAAGAACAGAUGCUUUCCCUGUUCGCACAGGUGGGAUCCUACUCGAGCACAGAGAAGCCUCCCGCACAGCUCGACUCACCGCCAUCACCCGCUUUGCCACCGGUGUCCAGCGCAGACGCCACAGCUGCAGAUAACAUAGGGACGAAGAGUAACGCUGCCUAUACGCAUUCCAUGGACGAGGAGGAGGAACCGAGACGGAAGCGGCCAUACCAUCGCCGGCACGCCCUCACCUCUCAACCUCAACAACAAGACGAGUUUGAGCUGUUUGGAGCCAUAGUUGCAGCUCAACUGCGCAGGGUUUCGGACGAUUUUUCGCGUGCCGCCUCGCUGCGACUACAAAAGAAACUGAACGAUGUGAUAUUUGAGUCACAAAUGGAAUUGCUGGAAAACGGGAACUAG